CACCUGUGCCGUAGCAGGUUAAGGAAAUACCACCCUGCCUUUUUUAGGUUACACUGGCUCUUAAUUUAGUUUAGUCUCUGUUAUCUUGUUUUUCUGAUGUUCAGUAGUGUUGCAGUUACAGUUAAUAUAUACCAUCCAGAGAGUGGAUAUGUUGUGCUAUAUUUCCAGGAUCCAUAUUUUCGCCAGUCUUGCAAGUCUUUUGGUCUUUUUGGGGGGCAUCUACAUCUACUUAGGACAUAGCACCCCAUCCUCCAGCAUUUGCCCGGACAAUGGCUGGAGGAUCGGAGACCCAACAAUGCAAACUGGCAUUUGCAAUUGCUGGAGGAUCGGAGAACUAACAAUGCAAACUGGACUGAAAUAUGCUCAGCCAAGCACACAGAAUGGACGCACUGAUGUGAACUCAGUGACGAACUGGAAUGCUCCUCUGGUUUGGGAGGGAACCUUUGAUCCAGUGGUUAUCGAUGCAAUCUAUAAGAAAAUGGACCCAAGAGUUGCUGUGGUGGUGUUUGCUGUUGGCAAAUACACACGUUUCCUGAAGGGGUUCCUGGAGUCAGGUGAAAAGUAUUUUCUUGUUGACUUCAGGGUCACUUACUACAUCUUCACAGACCAUGAACAAGAUGUUCCCAAAAUUAAACUGGGUAAGGGCCGGAACAUUUCAGUUGUGACCAUCCCUAGUGCCAAACGCUGGCAGGAAGUAGUACUUGGCAGGAUGAAAUGGACCACCAUCACAAUUGAAGAACAGAUCCGUAAUGAAUCGGACUAUCUUUAUAUGAUGGACAUAGACAGUGUGUUCCACAGCCGUUUUGGAGCGGAGUCUCUCAGUCAACUGUCGGCUGUGCUUCACCGAGGCUACUACAAGAACAGACCAAGGGAUCAGUUCCCGUAUGAGCGUCGGCCUAAAUCCAAGGCCUAUAUUCCUAUUGAUGAAGGAGACUAUUAUUACACUGCUGCUGUCUGGGGUGGAUACCUGGAGGACAUGUACAAGCUUGUCAAAUACUGUUACACACAAUCGGAGGAGGAUGCCAAGAAUGGGAUUGAGGCUGUGUGGCAGGAAGAGAGUCACCUCAACAAGUACCUGCUGUACAACAAACCAACCAAGGUGCUGUCUCCAGAGUACUUGUGGUCAGAUUAUGAUAGCAUACCAGAAGACAUUAAAGUUGUCAGAAUCUCCCAGUUGGUCAAGAACUAUGCAGAAGUGCGGCCCAAUGGUGGACGUUGAUUCAAGUUGCUGAUAUUCAGG
This is a messenger RNA of Etheostoma cragini (Arkansas darter), 1240 nucleotides long. Its product is annotated as globoside alpha-1,3-N-acetylgalactosaminyltransferase 1-like. The transcript has 12 exons. Lineage: Eukaryota; Metazoa; Chordata; Actinopteri; Perciformes; Percidae. Gene Ontology annotation, cellular component: Golgi apparatus; vesicle; membrane. Gene Ontology annotation, biological process: carbohydrate metabolic process. Gene Ontology annotation, molecular function: hexosyltransferase activity. Bases 149 to 1219 code for a protein of 356 amino acids. The record is from RefSeq and is a predicted model, not a curated record.